Messenger RNA from Naegleria lovaniensis, 483 nucleotides. RefSeq lists its product as uncharacterized. The record is from RefSeq and is a predicted model, not a curated record. Gene Ontology annotation, molecular function: oxidoreductase activity, acting on a sulfur group of donors, disulfide as acceptor. Gene Ontology annotation, cellular component: cytoplasm. Lineage: Eukaryota; Heterolobosea; Eutetramitea; Acrasida; Naegleriidae. Bases 1 to 483 code for a protein of 160 amino acids. The transcript is spliced from 2 exons.
AUGUUCAAACAAGUGUUAAAGUCAUCCUCUUCUUCCGCAUUGCUAUUCAAGAAUGCACAAUGUCUCGGAAUGAAAUCUAUUCUUUCUCACCAAUCUAGAUUCUAUGCUACUGCCGCUUCAAAACAUAUCAUUCCGAUCAAGACUGAAGAAGAAUUUGAGAAUUAUUUGACAACAAUGAAAGUACCUACUAUUAUUGAUGUUUAUGCUGAUUGGUGUGGUCCAUGUAAAAUGCUCUCUCCAAUCUUGCAAAGUGUGAUUGAGGAUUUACGUGGCCAUGUCCAAUUAGUGACUAUCAAUUCCGAUCAAUCACCAGAGCUUGCCUCAGCCCUCGAUGUUGAGGCCUUACCAACACUUAUUUUCGUUCAACCUGGACCAAAAUUUGUUUACAAACAUGUUGGCUUGGCAGACAAGGCCAAUAUUAACACUCUUGUCAAGAAACAUCUUGGAGUUGAUUUCGCCAAUGUCAUCAAGAAUACUCCAUAA